UUGUAUCCCGUUAUUAUUAUUUGUACUUCUGUCAUGUUUUAUAGAUUUGGUUGGAUCAUUGUGCAUUGAAUUUUAAUUAAAAUUUUGUUGAGCAAUUGAACUUUAUUUUAUAUGUUUUCAUAUGAGGUAUUGUUUAGAAAUGUUACGAGGUAUUUUUGGGGUUGUUAUAAGGUCCAAAGUUUUUCUAUGUUGUCGGAAAAAAUUUGGCCCAGGGUUUUGGCUUCAUUCCUGGCUCUGCCACUGCUGACCUCUGCGAGGAGGAUCUAGCCUGGUGGAGGAGGGCGUGGGGAGGGGGAGGACAGCCACGGGACUGCUCGCCGGUGCCAUGGACUGCUCGAUACUUAUGGGGUAGUGAAUCGAGCAAUACUGCUCACAGUUUCUCGUGUUGGGCAUCUAAAUCGAGAGACGGUGCUCACAGUUUCUCAUGCUGGGCUUCUGAGUCAGAGCUCGCGGAGGAGAGAUGAGGCGGUCAGAGUUCUUCAUCCUCGACUCCGACGACUUGUGGCUGAGUGAGUCGGUGUGGAAAAGGUAGAGGAGGUGGCAAGAAGGUAGGGGCUGCUGUGAGGGCGAGCACGCCUGCCAUCGGCAACCAGGAGGCUGAAGAGGGAUGUGGUGUGGCCGCUUGGAGGGUGAGUGCGCUUAUAAAGGUUUGGGUGGUGACUGUGGCUGCCGGCAGUGAAGUCCACUGACUUGCUAUCGUUUGGCGUGGGAUCACUAACCUAUGUGCCAGAUUGCCUGUGGGGCGACAUGUCAGCCACCCACGUCAGGGAAGCAAUAUUGCAGAGAAGCCUCGUCCGCGGUGGAGGGAGGAGGAGGGGCAUUACGGGUUGGGUUGUUCACGCAAUCGAAGAAAGACAUGACUAGUGGGUCUCACAUGUAUGUGAGGGAAACAAAGAAAGAGGAUGAUGGGCUAGAUGUUUUGGGGGCAAAAGGAUCACCAGUGGGUCUCACACGUGAAAGUCCUUUCACAUGUCAUUUAACACUGUUAUGCGGAUUUUUUUUGAUGGAAGUGUUAGAUUUGUAAUGAAACUAGUUAGCUGCCCAUGCGUUGCUACGGAAAUAAAUUAUACUCCCUUCGUCCCAUAUUAAGUGCACUCAAACAAUGUUUGGUUUCAAAGUGUGCACACACGCUGAUUUAAAUUGUGUCGUGUUAUUUCCCGCCGAACAUGCUAAGUCGCCGCACGUGUUAUUCUUUCUUCCUACCUCACUCAUCUCGGCCCAUCACCCAAUUUUGCUCCACUUCACUUCUCUCCGCCAUAGCACACAGUGUUUCAUCACAUUCAAAACAUCCUAUUUCUGAUAGCUACUACAUCUGUAAACAAAUAUAAGUCGUUUUAGAGACUUGACGGAGGGAGUAGUUUCUAUCAAACUAGGUAAUUCCCCCGCACGUUGCUGCGGGAAUUCUUAGUCCUACGCACGUGGUAAUGCAUAAAUAGAAUAACUUUGUUUGAAUAAGAUGGAUAUAUGAUCUUAAGAUGAUUUUUUCUGGAAUGGACAUAAUACUUGCAGUAUAAUUAUAAAGAUAGCAAAUGUAGUGUUAUGGCAUAAGUAAUCUCAUAUCAUUUACAUUAAUAAUAUUGUAUAUAAACACUCUAAGAGCCGGAUUCUCAAAUGGAGAUGCGAUGAAAGGUAUGUACAAAUUCCCAUUACUUAAUGUGUAUUGUAUGUGGAUCCUGUUGUAAAUAUCUUCUGCAUGUUACUCCCUUCGUUCCUAAAUAUUUGUCUUUCUAGAGAUUUUGACAAGUGACUAUAUACGGAGCAAAAUGAGUGAAUCUACACUCUAAAAUAUGUCCAUUUGAGUCUCUAAAAAGACAAAUAUUUAGGAACGGAGGGAGUAUUACAUAAGUUCUACAGAAUAUAACCAAAUUGUUCAUAAAUAAAAGCAAGUGUAAAAAUAGGGUGUGUUGCAACAUAUAGUUGUAUCUACUAAUAAACUGGAAACAUUAGUUUGUUCUUGUGUUCGUUAACAUCUCUGGUAGCUUAUAUAAUAAUUAGUGUGAACACCUACGAACAUAUUCCUCUUUCCAAAUGAGAAGGGUAUGUUCUGAGGCGAAGCUAAUGCAGAUAGUAGUAGCGGAUGCUUGACAUGAAGGGAUGAUACCGUACUCAGGCUUCAUCUUGCUAAUCAUAAUAUGAAAUCUCUACAAAAUAUUAGAAUGGGCUAAUGAGUCUGGGCAUUAUAUGCAAGCUAUACAAAAUUCUUAUAGAUCAUACACUGAGAUUGGACAGAGAUUAGUAACAUUGUGCAUGUAGAAUAUAAGUAAAUAAGAUGGAACUUCACAAUUGACAGAAGCAACGAAUAUUUUGAGGAGAGAUCCAAUUAAUAUUGCAGCUGAAAGAAAAUAGAAGGUGCCUGCAAGAAAUGACGAUGUAGGUGGAAGCAACGUAUCAAUCCCCUGCUACUUGAGCAGGAAAAAUAAGGUACCUAUGUACGUAUACAUGGAGGUAAGAGGGCAGAGGGAAUUGCAAGCUUUCCCUUUUUAAUAAAGUGUCUAAGGCAUUAAGACAAUCAGCAAGAGCACCAUCGAAAACUAGAAAGUGCACUGGAAUAGCACCACUUGAGCUAUCAAAUGUUUAAUAGAAGAAAUUAAUUGCACAGCUGCUAGUUUGAUUCACGUCGUUAAAGCUUGUGUUAAGCAAUUCAGUAAGCAUCUCCCAACAAAGCAGUAGGAGCAGUAAAGGAGCAGAGAUACUGAAUUAACUUAAAAGGUGGGUUCCUCCAGAAACAAUGACAUAAACUUAAUCUGCAGAAGAAAUACUAUGCCUGAAAACUAUAGAUGUUCUAGGACUAAAGGUGCCAAUGGCCAUGGGAAAUAAAUAGCAGGAAUUCCAGCGCUUUAAGCAUGGAACAAACAGAAUAAUAAAUGCAUGAAUAGUAAGGAAAAUCGGGUGAGUAUGAAAGAACAAAGUAAAGGCACAUGAACUUCAUCUUGGCAAGGUGAUGAUUCAUGGUAUGUGCCAUGGAGAUGGAUCCAAAAUCACAAUUUCUUGGCUGCAAAUAUAUGGGCAUGAAGUCAGGUAUACUAUUUAAUAACUUUUUUGUUGAAAGAAAAGGCAGAGCAGUUUCUGCCUUAGGCAUUUCAAAACAUGUAUGAAACCUGAGUGACCGAUUUCAAUUACAUGAAGGUAAUGUUAACACUGCACGGAAAGUGCAGCUGGCCAUUACCAAGCUGUGUUAAGCUAGAAACAGAGGAGGAGAAAGAGAUAAGAGGCACAGGUUAUUUAUUAAUAACUUUAUUAACAGGUUAACUGAACCUUGGUCCUGUGACUUACGCCCUGGCUGUUGGGAGCAGUGUCUAAAAUAUGUUUUUCUACUUGAUUAGAUUAAUUACUUGGUAGCUGAUUUUGUACCUACAAUAUGCAAGAUCGAGUUAAUUAGGCUGAUCCCAACUGCAAAGAGUCCUGUUCUUCCUCGCCCAAUGCAAGCCACGCCUACCGGCUCGCCAGCUCCACGCCAGAGCAAAGGGAGGACUGAAGGGGCUUCACGACGGGAAGCAGCAAGGUUCAUGUUGCCUUGCGAUGGAGCGGAGUGGAGUAUGGAGGGCGGCCUCAGACGAGUGAAGCCGAUGUGGACGGUCAGAGGAGCCCGGCUAGGCGAAGCCAAUGUGGGGCACCGGUGAGGCGCUGCAGGUGCCCGGUGACACCUUUCUCUUCUCUUUUUUGAAAGGUACACCGCAGAAUUACUGGACUUCUAUUAAGGUAGUACUCCUGCAACAGUACAAUAUGCAAAGGACAACGAAGCCGCAGACGAAGAAGAAAACUUGCAGCCAACCCUGGUCACGGAGAGACACCAUCGCUUGACGCUCUGUGCACCGCAGUUGUAGUCUGCCCUUGAAGACGAAAUCUUGAGGGCGGUAAACACGCAUCGGACGGAGACACCCUCCAUGCCUCGUCGAGAUCGCGCCGGAAUACCCCACCUGAAUAGGUUGAGGUCUGAUUUCGCCGAGAUCGAGCCACAUCUUUGAGUGGUGACAUGGUAUUGCAUUGCAGAGCUGGAUUCCGAAGGCAGCGGCCGAAGAUGAGAUACGCAGACGAAGUGCUGCUUUGUUCAUUAGUGAAAAUGCGGUGGGAGCCUGGGAGGUGGAGGAUACGAUGCAUCUGGUCUUUUAGAAUGGUUCAUAUGUAUGGCAAGGAGAAGCAGUAUCGCGAUCAUGUGGAGAUCAAGCUAAUUUAUAGGGAGGGCAAAAAAAGAUGCAAGGAAGGGCAGAAGACGGCACAUUUUUUUCUUGAUCGCCUAGAUCAGUUCCCGUCUAGUCGUUUCUCAUGGAUUUGUUGAGUAUCUAUGAUGUGGGCUGCUUUAAUUGCCAGUUCGCUAGUGGGAGAAAACAAAACGACUGAAAACGAAUGGGCUGCCAUGUAUGCUAGACUAAUGGAUUGCCAGUCUGCUAGCAAAGAAAACUGAACAGGCAGAAAAACAACCACAGGACAAAAACCGAAUAGCCACUUUGUAGAGAGCUGGUGACAUGGCAGGAUAGCUGAGGUGGAUAGGUUGAUGAGGUGGAUAGCCUACACGUUAAGAGAAAUAAGAUAGUGGGGAUGAACUAUUUAGGUAUUAUAGAUACGAUAACAACUGAUAAUAUCCUAGUGCCAAGAAUCACAAGAAAAAAGGAAAAUCUAACAACUGAUACAAGGAACGACAUCUUUUUUAUAUUCAUUAGUCUACCAAUAUUCCGAUUGCCAACACAGUUUGUAGUUCUUGCAACACAUAUCAUGUUUUGUCAGUAUAUGGAUAGGCAACAGGUCUCUCCCCUUCGCUUUUGCAGUUCAAAACAUGUGGUUGGCUCUGUAGUGGUCUUGGCCUCUUGGGCAAACUGAUUAACCUUCGAAACAGAAAAUGAUAAUUUGAUGGUCAAAUUCUUUCUAGUAGAAACAGGAGGGCAUUACCUUAGCAUGUUUUAUGCGGGAACAUUACCUUGGUUUACACAAGCAAGUGGAUUAUGACCCGAGCCUCAAGUUCAUACACCAAAAUUAGCAAUCACUUAUUUAUCCUCUGUUUAAAUUAAGUUUUUCUAAAAUGUAUCAUCACAAGAAGUUAACUGGCAUAGCAGUGACGUUAAGACAUUCAAGCAAACAUAUAAAUCUCUAAUGAUCAGUAAGAGAAGUACAAAAUCAUUGCAUAGGUCACGAAGAGCAUGUUGAGAACAUAUCACAUUAUAGAGUGAGCCAGUACAAGAUACCCAAUCUUUCUCUAAAUAAAGGAAGCUAGAGCUCUGUAUCUUUGCAAACUAAUAACAUACCUUUGACUGCCUAGAUAAGAGAUACUUAGUUUAAGUUUUCUUAAUAUAAUCAAGAAGUGAAGAUACUGGAGAGCUGCAUCUGCGAUUCUCUAUCCCUAUGGAACUACUACACCGCAAGAUGAUUAGACUGCAGACAAAAUUCUGGCAUGCAGAGAGUUUAACUAUCGGGCAUUGCAUGAUAAUACGGGUCUGAACCCGAGGGCAGUCAGACAUGCAUCUGCAUAUUGCAUAUAUGCACAAUCUGAUGUCAACGAAAGCAAUGAACAUAGAGCAACAUAAUAUAUAACUGACAUAGAAGUAACACUUUAUCGGUAAUGGAGGAAUGCAGUAUUAACCAGACAACACUUUAGCCACAACAUCUUGCAAUACUAAUCAGUUACCUAUAUAUGUCGUCGGCGAAAAUAAUACAAAAGGCAUACGGCACAACUACAUUAUGGCACAUAAUGCAUGAGGUAAACACUAAUUUAGUAAUUACUCUCUCUGUAGGCCAUAGGCCAACAAUCAUGAAUGGCGAUAGAGCUGUAGUUCUUGGCUGCUUGCAAUGAACUUAUAUCAGGUAUUGGCAGAGCAUGGAUACACGAUAGAUAGAACUUCCCGAAGUGCGUUACUUGUGUUAGAAAUUUGAACACAGACCACCCAAAUACUGGCAAUAAAGCAGCAGCUCUAAACUAUUGGAAACGCUUGUUCACAAAAGUUUGGAGCUCACCAUGUCAAGCAUACAAGCUUCCUCUGAACGUAUUGUCCAAAUUUGCAGUUCUAUUAUUCAGAACUUUAUCUACAUGCAACUUAUUGUGUUUCCCUGACUCUAGCCCAUGUAGCAAUGAGCUGUACUUCUCUACUGGAGCACAUUGUGUUUCCCUGACUCUAGCCCAUUUAGCAAUGAGCUGUACUUCUCUACUGGAGCACAGAACAACGAUAACCAAUAGUUGCAGAAGAGAACUUGAUGAUCUAUUGUGAAUUUGUGAUCCCAAUUCUGAUCAUAGGCAAGACAAAUUAUAGAAUGUAGAGAUCAUGCUGAUGUCCGACAUGUAACCGUAGAUGAGUAUCCGCUUGUCGACUUCAUUGCAGUAAGAAAGAAGGCAAACAAGGUUGGCAUGCCAGAGCCUGGCCAUCACCUCUACUUCUUUUGCGAAAUCAGUUUUGCAUUUCCUUGUUAGAGCUGACUGCCUAAGCCUUUUCAAGUAACCGUUCUUACUGAUUGUACAAUUAUAAAGCUAUUGAUUAGCCUAUCCAUCUCUAAAAAGAGGUGCUUAAACUCCUACAAACCGAAAUUGAUCAAAUAAGCAAAUCACAUAUGCAAUCUUGGGGAUGAAAUAUAUGUGUGCAUACCUCCCGGCAAGAAUUGCCGCGACGAAGCAUGGAGGCAGAGCGCGGCAGCAGCGGCGCGUCAAUCGUCACCAAGGAAGCAACACUGAUACUCGGCUGUGCGGAAAGACGCUGUGCCGAUGUGAUUGUGCAUAUCCCUGGAACCUGAGAGCUGAGGUGGGGGCGUCCUCGUUACAUUUAUGUGUACAGUUCAGAGCUUGCACUACUCGUCUGAAUAACAUCGGAUACUCCUAGUCCGCAUUGGAUGACGCCGCUGUCCGUGAGCACGCGGACGACGCAACUGACAUGAGGCUGAUGUUGGUCGGGCUCCUGUUGGCAUACACGCCGGCACCGACAGCAUUCAACACGCCACGCCAGCGGACAGCGCCAUGGAGCGCCCGCAGCCCGACUUUCUUGGCAACGGCAGCCUGGACCUCCUGCCGGGUGACCGGCACCGGCAACGAAGGCCUAAUGGUGAAAGGUCACGCUCAAUCGUGCGCGUGCGUCGAUUGUGCCAGGAGCUGGGCUCGUCCCCUUUUCUGGGCAUAGUGUUUCCAAAAGGAAAUCCAUACCAGCAGGGGUGGCAGGACGGGAGAGCAGAGGGACACUUGGAUGUGGCAGCAAGCAACCACCGCCACGGCUCCAUCUUGGCGGCCUGCACGGCAAGAUCUAGAAGCAGAGAUACGGGGGAAGGCUUGAAGUCAAAAUCCAAUUUACCGAGACCCUAAUUACAACUACUGAACUACGUAUAGAAGAGGAGGAUCCCUCGCGCAACUCAGCUCCAGCAGUCGCGCGGAUGAGAUGGGAAGGGCCGACGGCGAGGAAUUUGGGAGGGGUUCUCGAAGGCUUGUUUGUUUCGUGAGAGAAGCAGAAAUUUCCAAAGUAUCGGCUUUGUGUUUCGGGUGUCUUCUCCAAAAUUUUGUCUGAUGUGUGGGGUGUUUCUGCAAAAUGUGCUCGGGGACUACCUGCCUCAGUUUCAGCCUUACAUUCUAGAUUGGACGGUCAAUAUGGCAUAGAGGCAGACACACCAUCAUCACAAACUGCCAUUUUUAUAGGAGUAGAGAUUUAGAUCGGGCGUGAAAUAAGGAAGAAACAAUUUUUAGUGUCAAAUAAGGAAUUAAAUAUUUUGCUUGUGUCAAAUAAGGAAUUGUGUCACGAAACAAACCACACUCCUCUUUCCCCCAUGCCUUCUUGCUUCAUCUAGGUCUUGGUGCUCCGCCGGGAUAGCCACUUACCGCUGCAACGCGCUCCUCCUUUCUCCACCAUUGAAGAGGGCAGCGGAUUGGCCCACCCAAGCGGCACGCCCCUCCGCCCCCAGAUCCGCCCAAGUGAGGCGGUUGCUGGAAUGGCCAGCCAUCACCCUGCUCCUCCUUUCUCCACCAUUGAAGAGGGCAACUCAUUGGCCCACCCAAGCGGCACGUCCCUCCGUCCCUAGAUCCGCCCAAGUGAGGCGGUUGCUGGAAUGGCCAGCCAUCGCCCUGCUCCUCCUUUCUCCACCAUUGAAAAGGGCAACGGAUUGGCCCACCCAAGCGGCACGCUCCUCCGUCCCCAGAUCCGCCCAAGUGAGGCGGUUGCUGGAAUGGCCAACCAUCGCCCUGCUCCUCCUUUCUCCACCAUUGAAGAGGGCAACGGAUUGGCCCACCCAAGCGACACGCCCCUCCGUCCCCAGAUCCGCCCAAGUGAGGCGGUUGCUGGAAUGGCCAGCCAUCGCCGCAGGGCGCAACUCCUUACCCAGAUCCAUGCCGUUGAGAAGGGUGACGGACUUGCCCACCCGCAUGGCAUGUGUGUUCGUCCCCAGAUCCAGGUUGGUGAGGAGGUUGGUGCCUUCGGAAUGGCCAGCCACUGCUACAGCACACACCUCCUUUCUGAGAUCCACCCAGGCAGCGGAUUGGCCCACCCACGCGGCACGCCCCUCCGUCCUCAGAUCCACCCAAGUGAGGAGGUUGCUGGAGUGGCCAGCCACCACCGCAGCGCACGCCUCCUUUCCCAGAUCCACACCAUCGAGGAGUGUGACGAACUUGCCCACCCAUGUGGCAUGUGCGUCCGUCCCCAGAUCCAGGUUGGUGAGGAGGAUAAUGGAACAACUCGUCGUAGACGUCGACGCCACCGCGGCACCUCGUCGGAGGCACCCUCCUCCCUGCCGGACAACGACGAUAUACUCAGGGAGAUCUUUCUCCGCCUCCCCUCGGACCUGUACUCAUUCCCCCGAGCGACUGCCAUCUGCAAGCGCUGGCGAGGCCUCCUCAUCGACCCCAAGUUCCUCUGCCAGUUUUACGCACACCACCGCAAGCCGCCCCUCCUCGGCAUCUUCGAGAACUGCAGCAAGGAAGGUAUGGUGUUCACCCCCAUUCCGGCCCUAGUUGCCGACUACAUCCCUCCGGAGCGGUUCUCCCUUGGACGCCCCCGACUUACCUAUGUGCUCGACUGCCGCCACGGUCGCGUACUUAUCGAAGAUCUGGAGCAGAAAUACCUCAUUGUGUGCGACCCCAUCACAAGUGAGAAGUGUCGCGUGGCUCUUCCAUGCAAGUUCAAGUGGAGCUUUGUUGGAGCGGUGCUCUGCACAGCCGGCUACAAGGGGCCCUCCAGCCCCUUCAAGGUGGUAUUGGUGUCCUGGGAUGGCGUGGAUAAUCAACUCCUCGCCUACGUUUACUCCUCGAUGACUGACACAUGGGGCAAUCUCAUAUCAGUUGAGGCUCCAGAUAAUACUUAUUUUCAUGGUUGUCGUAGCACCCUUGUUGGCAAUGUCCUUUACUGGCCAGUUAUGAAUGGGAGAGGUACAAUACUUGAGUUUGAUUUGGACAGCCAGAACCUUACCAUGAUCAAGGGGCCUCCUGGUAUGAAUAAUACUGGCAACUUUCAGAUCAUCCAGGCAGAGGAUGGCGCCGUUGGUCUUGCCAUGUUGUCUUGUCAUAACCUUCAAAUGUGGCAGAGGAAGGUCAAUUGUCAAGGUGUUUGCAUAUGGUUGUUGCAGAAAACGGUUUCAUUGCACAAGCUUCUUAAGAUCCCUCCUCGGGGCAAUAAAAGGAUCAAAUGGCAGGACAAAUUUCUGGGCUAUGAAGAGGACAACGAUGUAAUCUUUUUAUAUAGAUAUGAGAGUGUCUAUAUGGUUCAACUCAAGUCAAUGCAAUCCAGGAAAUUUAAUGGAACCCGUUUCAGGGAGUAUAGGGAGUGUUGUUAUCCUUUCACGGGUUUCUUCCCACCAGGCACAACCAUUACUAGUGGAUGUAAAGAAGCUGAAAUGUUAGGAUGACUGCCUGGUUCGAUAUUUUAAUGUGCUGAAAUGGUUCAACAGGUGAAGAAAGGGCUGCUGCAGUAGUUAGUUGUCACUUUGUCACAUCACAUUAAUGUGGUCAGCGGUGUUUAUGUGUUAUCUGAAAAAAAUUACCGUGGCUUUUAGUCUAGCCAAGCUCCUAAUGUAGCAAGGUGCUUUUGAAUAGCUAAUCCAGGGAGUUUGAGCUUCGCAAGUCAGAUUUCAAGAUGUUUUUACUGCAGGGUUGUGCUUGGCUGCUCUUCUCUGGAGCCAAAAGAGUUUUGUGUAGCGUUGAGAGUUUUUGAGAUGUUCUCUUGUUUAAAUGACUGAUGCUGAAGGAACUAGAACCCUGAAACCGAGAUUGUUGCUGUUGGCUUCCGCUACUUGCUGAAACUGUGGUGGUGUUCUUAGUUUCC
This is a messenger RNA of Triticum urartu, 10208 nucleotides long. RefSeq lists its product as uncharacterized. Gene Ontology annotation, molecular function: protein binding. NCBI's taxonomy places the organism in Eukaryota, Viridiplantae, Streptophyta, Magnoliopsida, Poales, Poaceae. The record is from RefSeq and is a predicted model, not a curated record.